Messenger RNA from Chionomys nivalis (European snow vole), 3757 nucleotides. RefSeq names its product HIV-1 Tat specific factor 1 (gene Htatsf1). Bases 246 to 2486 code for a protein of 746 amino acids. The transcript is spliced from 10 exons. Gene Ontology annotation, molecular function: RNA binding. NCBI's taxonomy places the organism in Eukaryota, Metazoa, Chordata, Mammalia, Rodentia, Cricetidae. Gene Ontology annotation, cellular component: U2-type spliceosomal complex; U2 snRNP. The record is from RefSeq and is a predicted model, not a curated record. Gene Ontology annotation, biological process: mRNA splicing, via spliceosome.
UCGCCGCGCGCGGAUAAUGGCGACUGCAGCAGCCUGAGCGGGGGGGACUUCGUGCUCCAGUAAUUUCCUGUUGUGGCGGGAGGAAUCUGGGGUGCCUCCGGAGCCGGCGGCUGCAGUGCCCGCGCGCCUGCGCGCUUCCGCCUCGCCCUGGCCCGAGCGGUUGCGUCAAGGCCCCGCCAAGCCCGCCAGAGUCGUCUUGGCCUCUUCACUUCUCUGAGCAGUGUCCCUGGGACCAGGUCAGAAACAUGAGUGGCAACAACUUAAGCGGGAACGACGAGUUCGAUGAGCAGUUGCGACUGCAAGAAUUGUACGGAGACCCCAAGGACGGUGACACCCAGAAUGACCCGUCUGGAGAAACCGAUUCUUUGGGACAGCCGCCCGAUGACACUCCCUACGAGUGGGACCUUGAUAAGAAGGCUUGGUUUCCUAAGAUCACCGAAGAUUUCAUUGCUACGUAUCAGGCUAAUUACGGCUUUUCUAGUGACGGCGCAUCUAGUUCUACUGCAAAUGUCCAGGACACCAACAUGAAGACUGUAGAAGAACCUCCACAAAGAGAAAUCCCCGAAGCCACUGACUCCAAAAAGAGGGGAGAAAAGAGAAAGGCUGAUUCAGGAUGGUUCCAUGUUGAAGAAGACAGAAAUACAAAUGUAUAUGUGUCAGGUCUGCCUCCAGACAUCACAGUGGAUGAAUUCAUACAGCUUAUGUCCAAAUUUGGCAUUAUUAUGAGAGAUCCUCAGACAGAAGAAUUUAAGGUCAAGCUUUACAAAGAUAAUCAAGGAAAUCUUAAAGGAGAUGGGCUUUGCUGCUAUCUAAAGAGAGAAUCUGUGGAACUUGCACUAAAGCUUUUGGAUGAAGAUGAAAUUAGAGGCUACAAGUUGCAUGUCGAGGUGGCGAAGUUCCAGCUGAAGGGCGAGUAUGAUGCCUCAAAGAAGAAGAAGAAGUGUAAAGACUACAAGAAGAAACUGUCUCUGCAACAGAAGCAGUUGGAUUGGAGACCUGAGAGGAGAGCUGGACCAUCCCGGAUGCGACAUGAGCGAGUUGUCAUCAUCAAAAAUAUGUUUCACCCCACAGAUUUUGAGGAUGAUCCAUUGGUGCUGAAUGAGAUCAGAGAAGACCUUCGAGUAGAAUGUUCCAAGUUUGGACAGAUUAGGAAGCUCCUUCUGUUUGAUAGGCACCCAGAUGGUGUGGCCUCUGUGUCCUUCAGGGAACCAGAAGAGGCUGAUUAUUGUAUUCAGACUCUUGAUGGAAGGUGGUUUGGUGGCCGUCAAAUCACUGCUCAAGCCUGGGAUGGGACUACAGAUUACCAGGUAGAGGAGACGUCAAGAGAAAGAGAGGAAAGGCUGAGAGGCUGGGAGGCAUUCCUCAAUGCUCCUGAGGCCAACAGAGGCCUCCAGCGCAUGGAUUCCGUCUGUGCUUCAGAAAAGGCAGGGCCUUCCAGAGGAAGGCAUUUUUCAGAGCAUCUGAGCAUGUCUAACACAGAUGCUCAGGAAGCUAUAACUGGAAUGGCAUUUGGAGAAACUAUCGAUGAAAAUAAGUUUGAAAAGGCAGAAGAUGGAGGAGAAUUUGAAGGAAAUGCUUCUGAAAAAGAUGCUAAAGAAAGUGGGUCUGAUGAAGAUGACCCUGAGAGAGAGAGUGAAGAGGGCUGCGCCAAGAGAGAGAGUGAAGAAGGCUUCCCUGAGAGUGAGCUUGAAGAGGGUAAUCCUAAAAAGGAGUCUCAAGGGCAUGGUCCUGAAAGAGAAUCUAAGAAGAAAGGCAAAGAUAAUUAUGAAAAGAAUGGCCUUGCCAAAGGGUCUGAAGACAGUGACCACAGCAGAGAGUCUGAAGGGGCAGAUAGCUUCAAGAAAGAGUCAGAAGAUGAUGACUCAGCAUCUGAGGAAGAGUGCUUAGAAAAGCAGUCUGAAGAUGGCUCUGACAAAGACGUAGAAGAAAAUGGUGUUAAAAAAGCUUUUGACCAGGAUGCCUUUGACAAGGAGUCUCCUGUAAACGUUGAGAAAGAAUCAGAAGAAAAUGAUAGUGACAAAUCAGAAUUUGAAGAAGGCUCUGAGAGAGUGUUAGAUGAUGAAGGCUCUGAGAGAGAGUUUGAUGAAGACUUGGAUGAAAAGGGGGAGGAAGACGAAGAGGAAGCAGUCGUAUAUGAAAGGGUUUUUGAGGAUGAGUCUGACGAGAAUGAUGAUGACUUAGAAGCAGACGAGGAGUGUGGGGAUGCUGAUGACAAUGAGGAAGAUGACAUAGAUGAGAAGCUCUUCGAUGACUCCGACGAAAAGGAAGAGGAAGAAGAUACGGAUGUAAAGAAAGAUGAAGAUACCAAUGACAAGCUGUUUGAAGAUACUUCCAAUGAGAAGUUUUUUGAUGACGAAGAAGGUCUUAAUGAGAAGUUGUUUGAUGAUUCUGAUGAGAGAGGGACUGUGGGGAAUGUGAAGGAAGACGGGUCUCAGUCCACAGACAGCAGCUUUGCCCUCAGUAGUGAUGAUGAUGAUGAGAUUUAAUCCUUUCCACUUGCUUUUUAGGGAGAGCCCUGUGUCUCUAUUUGCCUGUGCUUCAGGGUCAGUAGUAGUGUUACAUCAACAUGUGCAUAGGGUUAGGAUGCCAUCAGACUAACGUCUCGAAGGUUUCUGUUCUCACCUGUACCAUUGCAUUUAAAUAUGUUUAUUGGCUCUUCAGGUAAAACUUCAUAGUUCAAUGCAGGUAAACUGGAUACCUGUUUUCUGCUGGAUUUAUGAAAUGCAUGCAAAAGAAUAUUUUUAAAGUAUCCAAAUUGGAGUUUGUGAUAAUCAGAAAUAAAGAUGAAUUGAUAAUAUGCAGAAACUGAAAUGUGGACUUGAGUUGAUUUGUGUUUGGAAUCAAAUAUUGCUUGAUUCCUCCCACACCUCUUGCUUCCAGCUGUGUUACCACUUGGGUUAACCUUCCCCCUUCUGCACUAUAACUUGGUCCUAAAGACAAAAGAAAUGACAUUUUAAGCUCCUUCACCAAUCCUUGGAAGUUACCUGCUUUCUUUUUUACCCUCUUUCUAUUAAAAACAAGAUGUGCAUGUGGUCCAUAGCUUGAGUGAUUGAAAACAGAGAAAAGGUGAUCCGAGUUGGACUGUGCCAGUUUAGAAGAUGACUGAAGUUACGAGAUCUCUCUGCAGAAAGAUGGGACGCACAAGCACUACACAAUUUCUUAAAUACAAUUUUGAGAAGUUGAUGGAUUCCACUGGAGAUUAAGAACUUUUUUCCUUAGGAAUAUAAUUUUUGUUUUGUUUUAGAAUCAUGGUUCUUAGUAUUGUGCCACAUCAAGUUGCUGUAAUACAAUUAUGAAUCAUCCUUGAUCGAGCUUUCCCAAUUCAGUAUUGGUGAACUUGCUAAUAAUGUAGUGUUGAAAAGUUCUGUUGGGAGCAUUGGACUGCAUCAGUGCUCAAACGUCCACCUAUUACAGACUAUCUCUAAAGAAAAUCAAUACUUUGCCUUCAAUACACAUUGGUUGGAAUGGGCAGUUCGACAACAUAAAUUAGGUCUACAACUAUGACAGGAGGGGUCCUGGUGGGAAGUGUGUGAUUUUGACUAUAGUGGCAACACACACCUAUAAUCACAGUACUUGGCAGGCAGAGACCAUCCUGGGCUCACGUUCAGGCCAGCCUCAGCCUCAUAGUGAAACCCUGUCUCAGGAAGAAAAGCAUAAUUUGAAAAUCCAGACUCUGCCAUUAAACAGUGCAUCUGAUCAGUUGUUUGGGGGAUUAAGAAGGAUUAACACUGCUUGGCAAAGACUCCUUACCAUUUGC